AUGGUGACUAUCGUGCUGGGCUCUCAAUGGGGGGAUGAGGGCAAAGGAAAGAUUACCGAUUACCUAUCUCAAGAUGCGACGCUCUGUUGCCGUUCGGCUGGUGGGCAUAAUGCCGGCCAUACCAUCGUCCACGACUCCGUGACCUACGACUUCCACAUCCUCCCAUCCGGUCUGGUCUCACCGAAAUGCAUCAACCUCAUCGGUGCAGGCACCGUAGUCCACAUCCCCAGUUUCUUCAAGGAAUUGAGCGCCCUCGCAGAUAAAGGUCUCGUCGACGUCGACAGUCGCGUCUUUAUCUCCGACCGUGCGCACGUCUGCUUCGAUUUGCACUCUGUCGUCGACGGAUUGGAGGAAGCGAAACUCGGUGGGCGUAAAGUCGGUACAACUGGUAAAGGUAUCGGGCCCUGUUACAGUGACAAAGCUUCGCGACGGGGUGUACGUGUUGGCGAGAUUCUGGAUGAGGAGGUCUUUGAGCGCAAGUUGCGCAAUUUGGAGAGCGGGUAUAGGAGUCGUUUUGGAGAGUUGGCGUAUGAUGUUGAGGAUGAGAUUAAUCGCUUCAAGGAAUACCGCCAAAAACUGAAACCAUACAUCGUCGAUCAACUCUCCUUCCUUCAGAAAUACAAAAAUGACGACCGGAUACUCGUCGAAGGCGCCAAUGCGCUCAUGCUCGAUCUUGACCACGGCACAUACCCAUUCGUCACAUCAUCAUCCACAGGCCUCGGAGGUGCCAUUCAAGGUCUUUCCCUCAACCCCACCAAAAUCAAGAACAUCAUCGGUGUCGUCAAAGCCUACACAACCCGUGUAGGAUCCGGUCCUUUCCCCACAGAGCAACUCAACGAAUUUGGCGAAAAACUACAAGUUGCCGGUCGCGAAUUCGGUGUCACAACUGGUCGCAAGCGUCGUUGCGGAUGGUUCGAUCUUGUGCUGUGCCGCUAUUCACUCGCUGUGAACCACUACACAGCCCUCAAUCUGACAAAACUGGACAUUCUGGAUGAUUUCGAUGAGAUUAAAGUCGCUGUCGCCUACACAUUACCUGAUGGAACUCGGCUAGAGGAUUCAUACCCUGCCGACCCUAAUCUUAUCGAAAAGUUGGAGGUUGAAUACAUCACUUUACCCGGCUGGAAGACUAACACUAUGGGUCUGACCAAAUACGAGGACCUGCCUGAAAAUGCGCAAAAGUACGUCGAGUACAUUGAGAGAGGAUUGGAUGGUGUUCCCAUCAAAUGGAUUGGUACGGGACCAGCACGAGAGCACUUGAUCAUUCGGUAA
This is a messenger RNA of Talaromyces stipitatus ATCC 10500, 1269 nucleotides long. Its product is annotated as adenylosuccinate synthetase AdB. Lineage: Eukaryota; Fungi; Ascomycota; Eurotiomycetes; Eurotiales; Trichocomaceae. Gene Ontology annotation, cellular component: cytoplasm. The transcript has 4 exons. Gene Ontology annotation, molecular function: GTP binding; adenylosuccinate synthase activity. Gene Ontology annotation, biological process: IMP metabolic process; 'de novo' AMP biosynthetic process. Bases 1 to 1269 code for a protein of 422 amino acids. The record is from RefSeq and is a predicted model, not a curated record.